Molecule: messenger RNA, 732 nt
Organism: Fulvia fulva
Lineage: Eukaryota; Fungi; Ascomycota; Dothideomycetes; Mycosphaerellales; Mycosphaerellaceae
Product: Lysine N-methyltransferase
Exons: 2
Coding region: 1-732 (243 amino acids)
Molecular function (GO): protein-lysine N-methyltransferase activity
Source: RefSeq, a predicted model, not a curated record
AUGGACGACGACGAUGAUAUUCCCCAACUACCAGCCGACACGCUCGCAGCCCUCCAGCUGUUCAACCGCGAAAAGGAUGCCAAGGCGAAGCAGUUUGAAGAUCUCAAAGCCCAAGCAGAGGCGGACUUUGAGAAUGGCGCUGGAAAUGGCAAGCUCAGCAUGGACCUUUUCGGUGAAGACUGGAACGCCAGCCAGUUCUGGUACACAGACGCCACUGCACGUCUUCUAGCACGACAACUGCUGCAUGGCGCGACCAAGGACUCGGCAGUCGCUGUGGUAUCUGCUCCCAGCGUCUAUGUGGCGUUGAGGAAUAUCCUUGCCGAAGAUGAGUCUCUUCCUAGACCGGAGUUGUGUCUACUGGAGUAUGAUCAGCGCUUCGAGGUUGUAGGACCGGAUUUCCAGUUCUACGAUUUCCAGAACCCACUGCGCUUGCCGCCAGCCCUGGAAGAGAAGUUUGACAGAAUCAUGGCCGAUCCGCCUUUCCUGUCGACCGACUGCCAGACGAAGACGGCGCUCACAGUACGAUAUCUGGCGAGGAACUGGUCGGGUAAUGCCGAGAAUGGCCUUCGCUUCGUCUCAUGCACCGGGGAGAGAAUGGAAGAGACGAUCGGCAAAUUGUAUGGCAAGCUGGGCACCAAGACGACCACUUUCGAACCGGAGCACAGCAAAGGCUUGAGCAACGAGUUCUUCUGCUACGCGAACUUUGAAUGUGAAGACUGGAAAUGGCGAUGA